Aspergillus piperis CBS 112811 is the source of this 435-nucleotide messenger RNA. RefSeq lists its product as uncharacterized. Gene Ontology annotation, molecular function: acetyltransferase activity. The transcript is spliced from 2 exons. The record is from RefSeq and is a predicted model, not a curated record. Lineage: Eukaryota; Fungi; Ascomycota; Eurotiomycetes; Eurotiales; Aspergillaceae. Bases 1 to 435 code for a protein of 144 amino acids.
AUGGAACCUUCCACAGAAAAGAACCUUGGUCUAAUCGAAACAGCCAAGUCCCUAGCAAAUACACCUUGGUGCGAGCAAUACGAACGUAUGAUAUCAGGGAUGCUCAACAAUACCUGCAAACACAAUACCCAGGAUCUAAUUCACAAAUUUAGAUACGACCCCCUCGCUCCAGAACUCAUGCAAAGCCGUUACCGAGCCCGCAAGCUAAUGUCGAAAUACAAUGCACCCAUUCCUGAUGGCAUAUCAUUCGAUGAUCUAACACAACAGCGCGAGGAUCUGCUAAGGCAACUUCUGGGGCAAGUUGGCAAAGGCACCUUUAUUGAGCCACCGCUGAUGGUCGAUUACGGGUGCAAUACCAAGAUUGGUGAUGGGUUUUACGCUAAUUUCAAGUAUGCUGUCUCGACCCCGUUACUCUCCUUAUUUGCUGACCCUUGA